Messenger RNA from Sphaerulina musiva SO2202, 1614 nucleotides. RefSeq lists its product as uncharacterized. The record is from RefSeq and is a predicted model, not a curated record. The coding region runs from base 1 to 1614 and encodes 537 amino acids. The transcript has 2 exons. Lineage: Eukaryota; Fungi; Ascomycota; Dothideomycetes; Mycosphaerellales; Mycosphaerellaceae.
AUGGAGCAACCAGCGGAACAGGCAGCUCCCUAUCUAUCACAUGGAACACAAAUCAACGGCAACGAAGAACUGGAGCAAGCAGCAGCCACCGCUACCGCGGCUCUUUCGGAAGACCACGAUUCUACUCCUAAUGCCACGAAUUCCCGCAAGAGACGCGCAACAGGCGCGCCAGGGAGCAGAGGCGUGGCCAACUUGACGCCGGAGCAGCUGGCGAAGAAGCGCGCAAACGACAGACAAGCACAGCGUGCUAUACGAGAAAGGACUCGGAAUACGAUCGAGGGUCUGGAGCAGAGAAUACGAGAGCUUGAGAGCCAGCAGCCUUUUCAAGACCUGCAGCGUGUGAUGCAGGAGAGAGACAGAGCGCUUGCAGAAUGUGAAGAACUUCGUCGGCGCCUUGGUGCCGUGGCAGGCAUAGCAGGAGCGGCAGCACAAGCAUCCAGUCCCGGUCUCAAUGGUAUGUUUACGUUCGAUGAACUCAUUGAUUGUUCAUCCCUACUCACAGACGACGAUAUAGAGCUUGCAGCUUUGACGGCACAGCGGAGCCCGCUGCCUUCACUGGCUGCGCUGAACCAGCAGAGCAUCUCCCAAGGUCAAGGGCAGCGCUACAGUGAGCAGCCACAGCAAAACUUACACCCACAGCUCAGAUCACCAGAAAUUGAAUCCGCGAGUCAGACACCUCCUAUUGGCUGCCACUCUGCCACAAGCGGACAAACUUAUAUUCACAGAGACAACAUAGGAAAGCAUGUUGAGCAUACCACGUACCAACACUACUCGCGUUCCCCUACCGAGGCACGCUACGAGCAGCCCAGGUCGCAUUCACCACAGCAACAACAAGCUACCAACGGCGAUCGUCUUGGCCUCAGUUUCCUCCUCGAUACCACUCAGCCGUCCAACAGCUCCUCGCCCGGACAAUCACAUCCGUCGCAAUCCUCGAAUGAGCUGCCUGUCUAUGCUCGCAUCACAAAUCAGGGGCCUCCAUCUUGUCCACUAGAUUCAUUGCUCAUAGAUGCUUUCAGGAGCCGUCGAAAGAUGAUGCAAGACGGCGCUUCCAUGCGCGAUGCAAUUGGGCCAGACUAUCCAGCAUUUGCGAGCAUGAACCCGGAAAGCAGCCAACCGCGACCGCCAUGCCACCAGGUAUCAGCUCUGCUGAUCGAUAUACUCAGCAAGUUUCCCGACGUGGAACAGCUGCCGGAGAAGGUCGCAGUCCUGUAUAUCAUGUUUCUGGUGUUGCGCUGGCUCAUUUGUCCUUGCGAGAAGUGCUAUGAACGACUUCCAGAAUGGUGCCGGCCAACUGCUGUACAGCUGGAGAAGCCUCAUGUUGCGUGGGCUGACUAUUUACCAUGGCCACACAUACGUUCACAACUCGCACUUCAAGAACAUGAGGUCAAGUUUGAAGACUUCUUCGUUUCCUUUACGACGACGUUAUCGCUCAACUGGCCGCUGCCCCCUGAUUGCGUACUUAUCAGCACGACGGGCGCCGAUGGUGAGACUUUGGAUCUUAAUCCAGCCUUUGAGCAUCACCUGCGCGACUUGCACAAUUGGAGUCUUGGAACGAGGUUCGCUCGAGAAUUCCCUCAUCUGGUGGAUAGUACCGUGCGAAUCAAGGAUGGCUAG